GAGGCAGCAUGAGCUGAGCGCCGCGGCCGCGGCUCCUUUCGGCUGCGCUCGUUGCCCAUUGACAGCGGCGUCUGCAGCUCGCUUCAAGAUGGCCGCUUGGCUCACAUUCAUUUUCUGCUGAACGACUUUUAACUUUCAUUGUCUUUUCCGCCCGCUUCGAUCGCCUCUCGCCGGCUGCUCUUUCCGGGAUCUUUUAUCGAGCAGAAAUGCAUCGAACAACCAGAAUCAAGAUCACUGAGCUAAAUCCUCACCUAAUGUGUGUGCUUUGUGGAGGGUACUUCAUUGAUGCCACAACUAUAAUAGAAUGUCUACAUUCCUUCUGUAAAACGUGUAUUGUGCGUUACCUGGAGACCAGCAAGUAUUGUCCUAUCUGUGAUGUCCAAGUUCACAAAACCAGACCAUUACUGAAUAUAAGGUCAGAUAAAACACUUCAAGAUAUCGUAUACAAAUUAGUUCCAGGGCUUUUCAAAAAUGAAAUGAAGAGAAGAAGGGAUUUUUAUGCAGCUCAUCCUUCAGCUGAUGCUGCCAAUGGCUCUAAUGAAGAUAGAGGAGAAGUUGCAGAUGAAGAGAAGAGAAUUAUAACUGAUGAUGAGAUAAUAAGCUUAUCUAUUGAAUUCUUUGACCAGAACAGAUUGGAUCGGAAAGUAAACAAAGACAAAGAGAAGUCUAAGGAGGAGGUGAAUGAUAAAAGAUAUUUACGAUGCCCAGCAGCAAUGACUGUGAUGCACUUAAGAAAGUUUCUCAGAAGUAAAAUGGACAUACCUAAUACUUUCCAGAUCGAUGUCAUGUAUGAAGAGGAACCUUUAAAGGAUUACUAUACACUAAUGGACAUUGCCUACAUUUAUACCUGGAGAAGGAAUGGUCCACUUCCUUUGAAAUACAGAGUUCGACCUACUUGUAAGAGAAUGAAGAUCAGUCACCAGAGAGAUGGACUGACAAAUGCUGGAGAACUGGAAAGUGACUCUGGGAGUGACAAGGCCAACAGCCCAGCAGGAGGUAUUCCCUCCACCUCUUCUUGUUUGCCCAGCCCCAGUACUCCAGUGCAGUCUCCUCAUCCACAGUUUCCUCACAUUUCCAGUACCAUGAAUGGAACCAGCAACAGCCCCAGUGGUAACCACCAAUCUUCCUUUGCCAGUAGACCUCGGAAAUCAUCAGUAAAUGGGUCAUCAGCAACGUCAUCUGGUUGAUUCCUGAGACUGUUAAGGAAAAAAAUUUUAAACUCCUGAUUUAUAUAGAUAUCUUCAUGCCAUUACAGCUUUAUAGAUGCUAAUACAUGUGACUAUUGUCCAGUUUGCUUUCUUUUGUAGUGACAUUAAAUUUGGCUGUAAAAGAUGGACUAGGUGUGAUAUUCAUGUGGACAUUAAAUGAAAAGAAAGAUUGUUGCUAUACAGAAUUGGAUUCUGAAGGCGGGCAAGAUUUUUUUACUGUGUUAGAAAGGAUGUGAAAUGGUUUCUGUAACCGUUGUUUGGGUUUGGAAAUACUCUGCAGUGGAUAGAAGCAUUGGGCCAUAGUUUGUUAAUCUCAAUUAAUGCCUACAUUACAUUCUUCUUGAUUGUUCUUGUUAUCAUGCUGUUUUGUGAACCUGUAGAAAACAAGUGCUUUUUAUCUUGAAAUUCAACAGAUGGAAAGAAUAAACAUAGAAUAAUGUGUUCUAUGUAGCCAUGUCACUGUGAAUAACAAUUUCUUGCAUAUUUAGCCAUUUUGAUUCCUGUUUGAUUUUUAUUUCUUUGUUGCUUUGCAAAACCAAUCAAAGGAAAGUAAACUUCAGUUUUACAAUCUGUAUGCCUAAAAGCGGGUACUACCGUUUAUUUUACUGACUUGUUUAAAUGAUUCGCUUUUGUAAGAAUCUGAUGGCAUUAUGCUUAUUGUACAAUGCCAUAUUGGUAUAUGACAUAACAGGAAACAGUAUUGUAUGAUAUAUUUAUAAAUACUAUAAAGAAAAUAUUGUGUUUCAUGAAUUCAGAAAUGGUUGUUAAAAUUCUCCCAAUUGGUUUGACCUUUGCAGAUACCUAUAUCAAGGGUAGCUUACCAGCAUAGAAUAUUUUUAAUAUGGAUAAUCUGAUUCUAAAUUCUGCUCCACUGGAAGCAAUUGGCAAAUAAUCGUCAUACUGACUUUAUUCCAGUAAUACAUAUUUACUUUUAAAAUUGUUACAGUAAAGAAAAACUUUAUAAGGAACAUGGAAGUAUAAUGUCUUAAUUUUUCAUUGGUUAUAAUGGAAUUAAUGUGUUUUUAAAUGCCUAUUUCUCACUGUAAUUCUAAAAUUUUUAAGUGAACCAGCCAGUUGCUGGAAGAAGGCAUUUUGUCUAAAGUAAUUUUAAUAUGUGGUAUAAUAAUUUCAAAUGUAAGAAUUGUUUUAACAGUUAAUGGAGCCGGGCCUGGUGGCUCAUGCCUGUAAUCCUAGCACUCCGGAGGCUGAGGCAAGAGGAUUGCCAGGAGUUUGAGGCCAGCCUGGGCGACAUAGUGAGUUCCAGACCAGUCUGAACUCUAUAGUGCAAGACCCUGACUCAAAAAAAAAAAAAAAAAAAGUAAAAAAAUAAAAAAUAAAAACAAAAAACCCCUGCAACAGUUAAUGGAAUAUGCCUUCUUUGUAAUGCCUAGAAAUAGAAGCAAUUUAUCAUGAGCUUCUAUGGGAAUUUUUAAAUACAGCAAGUAUGUUAACUUUAAAUAAUCCCAACAAUUCUCAGUUUGUAUUUUGCUUUGGUCGAAUGUGGUGUGUGUUCAUCACCCAUCAGUUAUUUGUGAGGGUGUUUAUUCUAUAUGAAUAUUGUUUCAUGUUUGUAUGGGAAAUUGUAGCUAAACAUUUCAUUGUCCCCAGUUUGCAAAAGAAGCACAAUUCUAUUGCUUUGUCUUGCUUAUAGUCAUUAAAUCAUCACUUUUGCAUAUAUUGCUGUUACUUCGGCUUUCUUUAAAAGAUUCAGUAAAUGUUUUAUGAAACCACAAAAUACAUAUAUUUUUAUUUUGACCUAAAUUUGUACAGUCCCAGUCUAAGUGUUGUUUCUAAUUAUAGAUGUAAAUUGAAAUUUCAUUUGUAAUUGGGAAAAAUCCAAUAAAAAAGAUAUUCAUUUAGAAAAUAGCUAAGAUCUUUAAUAAAAAUUUGAUAUGAAAAGCACAACGUGCGGAAGUUUUGGAAACUAGUGGAUUACAACAGGUAAAAUCUGGAGAGAAUACAUUGCCGUCUUAAAAAGUGAUGUUACUAAGAAGUACAUGCUUUGUUGUAAAUUGCUUGAGAGCCCAUUGAAAGAUGUAUCUGUUUAUUUACAAUCUUUGAAGUAAAAGUUAGCAAUGUUUGCCAA
Molecule: messenger RNA, 3294 nt
Organism: Cavia porcellus (domestic guinea pig)
Lineage: Eukaryota; Metazoa; Chordata; Mammalia; Rodentia; Caviidae
Gene: Bmi1
Product: BMI1 proto-oncogene, polycomb ring finger
Exons: 10
Coding region: 207-1187 (326 amino acids)
Biological process (GO): negative regulation of transcription by RNA polymerase II
Cellular component (GO): PRC1 complex
Molecular function (GO): promoter-specific chromatin binding
Source: RefSeq, a predicted model, not a curated record